AAUCUGCAGUACUCAUGAAUGAAAUUGACAGAGUUUUACUAGAAGGCGUUGUAGGUUUCGGGAGAGGAUGUUCUUUAUUGCGAGAUCGAUGCCUUGAUGGGAGGAAUUCCGACAAUUUUCACUCGCGAGAAAGAGAGACAUAUCGUGUUGUGGUACUCGAUGGUGUGACAGCUCCUUGUUCAUCGAGUAGUCCCGGCAAAUUCAAACUUAGAUUAUCCAUGCGAAAUAUUCUCAUUGAUAACUGAUUUAAAGGAUUGUUGUGGUCUUUUAAACGACGGUAGAAGGAUUAGGGUGGCCAUUUGGGGAGAGAAACAGUGAGGAAUUUUCAAAAAAAGAUUUAAGUCUCCAAUACACAGUGGAAAUUGUGCUGGAUUAAAGAUAUUUGAGAGAGGAGGAAACCUGUUACAAUCUGAAGACUAUUUACGAACAGAAGAUGGUUCAGUUCCGCUAUUGUGACGAGUGAUUACACAACGCAUGUUACAGCACUGCGUUUGGGGACCUUGACGCCGGAAUAAGCCGAAGUGUGAGGUUGGCCGAUAUGCACUUUUCUACCAAACUGUUUGUAUCUCUUGUCCUACCGGCUGCCAUCACUAUCAUCGUAAGUUUUUUAUGGCUGAAAAAGAAGAACAAGGAGGCGGAAGAACUUGAGCAGCUUGAAGAAAAACCAGAUGUAAACAGUGAGGGAAAGGAGAAAAUCAUCCCAGGCAAACACAAAGAUGCCUCGAGCGAGAACAGCGAAGUUAGUGAGUUCAAUGUAGACACGGAAGCUUCAGACUUGCACCAUUUCCGGCUGGAAAAACAGCCAAGCACAACAGAAAGCACACAACAAGAUUACGGGGUAGAAACGAAGCCGUCGACGAGUUCGGAACUCAAAGAAUCUUCGGGCGGAGAAGAAUCAGCUAGCGAGGGAAGUGUCGAUAGUGGCACUCUUUUGAGUUUCACUGAAGGUUUCAAUAAUGGCACUCCACCUCUCGGCGAAGAGAAUGCAAGAUCCCGAAAAAGCUCAGACAACAGCAACAAAGACGUGUGGGAGAUUGAAUUCCCCCAGAUUUUGUGCGGAAGAUUGAUAGGACGGAAAGGCAAAAACGUUCGAGUGAUCUCCGAGAAAUCUGGAGCGAAAAUUCGAUUGAUUCCUCAGUCGCCAGGCGAAGUUUCAACGCAUCGAAUCAUCUCAGUUACAGGAAACGCCACACAGAUUCAAAGUGCGCUAGAUUCUAUUCACGAAAAGUUUCCCUGUGUACCCCUGACAAGGCUCAACUCUGCUGUAAACGGUACAGCAAACGCUGUACACGUUCAGCCCAUGGUGACCGCUGCCAUGCCCGUACAGGCCUUACCUUUCGUUCAAGCUAUGCUUCCGAGCGUUGCUAACUUCGAUGUGGUGGUGACGAGCGUAGCGGAUGCUGGUCACUUUUUCGUGCAGUUGCAUAACGACUUCAUGCAAAGGCAGCUUCAAGACCUUCACCAGAACAUGUUGCAAUGCUACGGACAAGGGACAGCGCCAUUGAUUCUUCCUCUUCCACAACCAAUUGUGGUGGGCUCGUGCUGUGCGGCGCCGGCAUACACCUAUAAUGGCUGGUACAGGGCACAAGUUCUUGGGCCAACUGGUAAUCCUGACGAAGUAGAGGUUAAAUAUUUGGAUUAUGGAGGAUAUGGAAGGAUUGCUGCGUCGAGUCUCCGACAAUUAAGGGCUGAUUUUCUGACGCUGCCUUUUCAAGCUAUCGAAUGCUACCUUGCUAACGUGAUCCCACUUCAAGGAGACACGUUUUCAAGCGUGGCCGGUGCGGUUUUGGAGGAUUUAACAAUGAAUGCUGUGUUAACUGCCCGCGUUGUUGGUCACAGAAGCGGUUUGCCAUGCUUGGAACUGUACCUUGUGCAAGGACAGCAGACAAUCCUGAUAAACCGAGAGCUGGUAAGCCGGGGCUUAGCUCGGUGGGCGGAAACUUGAGGAACAGGGCACAAUGAGCUACGCGACAUUACCUUAUCCAUCGGUUGGAGCUGUUAACUGCUUGUUGGGCAUAAUCAGUAAUUGUCUCCGAUGAAUACCGUGGGGAACCAGCAGUUUUAUUUGGUUGGAAUAUUUGGAAUUUUGAUAUGGUAUGAAUGGGAGAAUAUGAAAUAAAUGAAUGGAAAAUUGGGAACGGAGUUAAGAAGCUCAUGGAAAAAAUUGAGUUACGAAAGAAACUACUUCGAUAUCGCCUGAAAAUAUCUUCGGUAGAUGGCGUAAAUUUAUUGUACAGUGUAGAGGUGUAUAAUAUUGUUAAUAUGCCUUAUUUACCUUCAAAAUGAAGGAGUUUUUACUACUUGACAAAGUCGUUGCUUUAUGAGUUCUUUCGUACCGAAAGGCUACCUGUACAAACGGUAGGUUAUUUUUGGAGAUUUCCAGAGAUGGCCACACGCCUAAAAUAUGUAUUUUGCCUCACAAUGUCAUUCGUUCUCUCGAUUUUCCAUUUUAAAAUUGAAUUAUCUACGAUUUAUUUUAUGAAAUUCACUUAUUAUUAACGCCUUGAUAAAAAUAUCUACACGCACGAUAUAAUCAGUAGAGUAUUUUAUUAGAGAAAAAUGGCAGUGAUAUUUUAGCCAAAGUAAAUUAUAUUUACGGUAUUAAUAGAAUUACACGUAAGCUAUAGUUAUAUUAAUAUAUUAAAAUAAAUGGGUAAUGUUUUAUUUAGGCCAGUCCAAGUACUGCUUCUAUUAACAGAUGGGAAGUCUGCUCGACUUAAAAAUUUUAAUUACAAACGACCAAACUGCGAACAGUCAAGGUUGUGGUUCAUUGAAAAUGUUAAGAUUUCUGUAAUUACCACAUGAAAAUCUUUAAAGCUUUAUCAAAAUUUAGGAACAUUUUUUUAAUUGUUUGCUUUUCCAUUUAUUAGGACUAGAGAUCUAAUAUUUGUGAUAUCUUUGAACGUCAUAGCUUCGCGGCCAAUUUCCGCCAAUCAUAAUUCAGUCAUGUUGCAUUUUUAACAGCCCUUGUAAGUUUUAUUGCUGGUUUCCAAUCCAACAGUGAUCUCAAAAGCUGCACUGAAAAGGCUCCUAAUUCGAGUAAUGAAUGACCUUGAAAACCAGGUCAUCCAAAGCAGAACUGUCAGAAAUAGAGACUUUCCCUUACACGACCUUUUUAAUAAAGAAUAUCGAACGUUAUUAUCGAAUAAGAAUUUUUUUGGAAACUUUUUGCUGUGAAGGUGAAUAUUACAGUAGCACAGUCAGAAGGAAUCAAGUCAGUCCACCUGUAACGUGGAACCUUGAAAUCAAUUUAAAAGCUACUCGCAUAUCUACUGAGUUUUCAGUAACCGUGGAGUCAUCAUUUUUUUUGUUAAACAAAAGUCUGAGAAAUUUUUUUUAGUUCAAAUGAACACGUUUUUUUAAUCACCGAGGAUUUAAAAAGCAAUUUAAGAGCCAUUUUUUGAAAAUCAAAAUGGAAUAAAAUUUAACAAAGCUCAGACGCCGCACCCUUUAGGUGGGUGUACACUCUGGUAAACACAAUUAAACUAAGUCACUUUUUCAAUCACCAAGGAUUUAAAAGCAAUUCAAGAGCCAAUUUUUUUUAAAAUCAAAAUGGAAUAACAUUUUACAAAGCUUAAAAGCCGCACCCUUUAGGUGGGUGUACACUCUGGUAAACACAAUUAAAUUAAAUCAACUUCAUUACCAAAUUAUCGUGUAAGAUAAAAAAUGUUCGAAAAACUUCAAGUAAGUGAAAAACAAUGCUUUUAAAUUUGUCACAUAAGCGUGAUACUCUUUUCAUUGAAGGAGAGCUGGUGUAGUCACUAGCAUUAAAGGCUCACCACUUUAGGAGGAUUUAAGAAAUCAAGCUUUGAGGAAAUAUCAUGUAAAAUGAGCUUUCAACAGACUGAGUUGUAUGCGAUAAAUAAUUCUCUUUCUUUUUUCUAUUUCUAGAUGUUUUUCCAAAGGUUGCCUGAUUAUUAAGAGUUUACCUUGCAAAAUUGUUAAUCUUUAGAAUAACUUGCGUUUGCCACGGUUAUAGCUGUCACUCAAAGUUGCCCUCCGAUAAGUAAAGAUUUUGGAAAGAUUACUACCUAGCAGCGACUGAAGACAUGCACAGAAACGGGAUUCUAAAAAGAAUUUGUCUCGCUCUUUUUAUUUUUCAAUACGAUUU
This is a messenger RNA of Pocillopora verrucosa, 4111 nucleotides long. RefSeq names its product A-kinase anchor protein 1, mitochondrial. NCBI's taxonomy places the organism in Eukaryota, Metazoa, Cnidaria, Anthozoa, Scleractinia, Pocilloporidae. Gene Ontology annotation, molecular function: RNA binding. The record is from RefSeq and is a predicted model, not a curated record.